Molecule: messenger RNA, 2386 nt
Organism: Bacillus rossius redtenbacheri
Lineage: Eukaryota; Metazoa; Arthropoda; Insecta; Phasmatodea; Bacillidae
Product: superoxide dismutase [Cu-Zn]-like
Exons: 5
Coding region: 1-900 (299 amino acids)
Biological process (GO): superoxide metabolic process
Molecular function (GO): copper ion binding
Source: RefSeq, a predicted model, not a curated record
AUGGCAAGGUGCGCGGGCAGGCCGCGUCCAGCUCCGACUCGCAGCAGCCGCAGCAGCCGCAGCCUCAGCAGCAGCAGCAGCAGCAGCAGCAGCAGCAGCAGCGGCGGCGACAGCAGGUUGUGCGUUGACGGCGGCGAGCCCGCGGUGUUCCCGGGACGAGGCGAGGACCAGGUGAGAGGGGAGGACAUGGCGGCACCCGCGCGCCUCCUGGCGGCGCUGCUUGUCGGCGCGGCGGCCGUCGGCGCCCUACCCGAGGCCAGGGUCGGGGGCGGCGACGACCCUGACGUCACGAUCCUCGACAUCCGCCACCUGCCCGAGAUCAAGGGCUUCCGCAGCAACGUGUACGAGGUCCACAUGCAGCCCUACGCCUUCCCCCCGGUGCCGCUGACGGCCACUGCGCGCAUGCGCGGCGCCGACGCGGACGGCGGCGUGUCGGGGGAAGUCCUGCUGACCCAGCCCGAGCCGCCGGCGGGCCCGGUGCUGGUGAGGGGCAACAUCAGCGGAGUGGCGCCCGGGCUACACGGCCUGCACGUGCGCGUGUGGGGAGACCUGGAGGACGGCUGCGAGGCGGCGGGCCCGCACUACAACCCGCACGGCGUGCGGCACGGCGGGCCGCUGGACCCGCACCGCCACGUCGGAGACCUGGGGAACGUGCGCGCCGGGGGAGACGGCGUGGCCGUCGUGGACCUGGUGGCGGGGGCGCUGUCCCUGGCCGGCCCGGGCGCCGUGGUGGGCCGCGCGCUGGUGCUCACCGCGGGCCAGGACGACCUGGGGCUGUCCGGCUCCCGCGAGAGCCUCGAGACGGGCAGCUCCGGCCCCGCCGUGGCCUGCGGGGUCGUCGCGCUCAGCAGGCCGGAGCCCUGCCCCCCCGGGGAGGGCUGUCCCCCGGGGGGCGCCUAGCUGCCCUUCCUUCCUUCCUUCCUUCCGCUGCAGUCGACCUCGCCGGACGCCGCCGAUUCAUCAUAUUGCCGUCCGGGGCAGUGAGCGCGGGCGAGGCCAGAAACCGAAGUUUCUACAACUCGCCAAGUGCAUUAUUGUAAUUCAGGUGCACCCCACACUGGCGUAGAAUCAUUUGAAUCGACGGGGGCGGGGGUGCGUGUCUUGUUGGAUGGGUUUGGCACACGGACCUGUGUGCGCGCCUCGCCGGACGUCGUUAUGUCUUCUAUGUGUACUUCCCCCUCCCUCCUCCUCACCUAUCAAUCCCUUCAGUGCAUCUCAUCGCCUUUCAUCGUCUGUAACGACGUUAAGUGCACCGCAUUUCAUUUAAUUCUGCCGAACAAAGGAUAGAGGUCACGCAGCCAUGCACUAUUUGCAUUCGGACGCUGGUCUGCCGACAGCAACGUGGGGUCCGAAUCAAUUGAUCACAACUCCUUUAAAAGGUCAUUGUAAUUCAUAUUUAUUCAUUUAAUAUUUCCCUCACACCUCGUAUUUUGCAGAGAACUUGUAUGUACAAAAAACACGCCGCUUCGGUGUAUUGGUAAAUAUUACCUCUGUUUAGGGACCGGAAAAAUUCGCGGAUUCAAUGACCUCUAGGAUAGCCUCCAUUAUCCUCUGCAUUUCUCAAAUAAACACGCGUGUUCAUUGGGUUCUAAAUUGUGAGGCGUCUCCACUGGGUAGCUUGUGAUUCGACGCUUCUUUGGUCGAUAGUCUCUCAUUGGCCCAGAGAGCUCCAGUUAAACUGCGAGCCAAUAGCAGAACCAGCAGAAUUGUACACAUGUUUGAAUUUCAGUCUAUCACGAAAUGAAUCCGCGAAUUUAACCGGUCUCUACCUCUGUUCUGCAGAGGUUGCUCGCGGAGAGGUAGUGUUGUAGUAAUUGAAGCAUGUGAGGGUUGAAGCUGGAAGGUUACUCGGACGGAGGUAUUAACUUUUGAUAGCUGAACACACAUUCACUGAGUGGAAGUACCUGAAUUACUUUACUUUGAAGAAAAAAAAAAGUUAUGUUAACAUAACAAAAAUUUAUCGUGAGAAUGAAAUAUAUUUUAAGUGAAAACUGUUUUUGCACCAAGAUGUUUUUGUUGGGUACGCAAUCAAGCAUGGAUAGUAACUGCUAAUGCUAAAAUAUGUGAUGGUAUUCACCAUACUGCAUUGAAGUAAAACAGGAAAUGUCUCCAGUUGUUUUAGUAGCUGAUUUAAUGUAUUUUUUUGAGGAAAAUUUCAUAAAUAAAUAUGUACAUAUAUAUAUAUAUAAGUGUAUUGGAACUGAUUCAAUUGUGACUGAAUGGUUGCUCACAUAGAGAUUAAGCAUUAAUUUAAAUGUAUUUUAUGUUAUGAGUAAAUACAUUUAUGUAGUAUAUACAAUUUUAUAUUGUUAAUUAUUUAGUGAAUUGAAAUAAGUAUUUGUUUUAUGUUUUGAUGUUUUACGUUGCUUUGUCAUAAUUUUUUUUG